This is a messenger RNA of Didymodactylos carnosus, 318 nucleotides long. The record is from the annotation of a GenBank genome assembly. Lineage: Eukaryota; Metazoa; Rotifera; Eurotatoria; Philodinida; Philodinidae.
AUGUUAACAAAAUUGAAACAGCAAAGCGGUAGUGAUAUAUAUGAUUCCAAUGAAAGCGACCAAGUUAGCAUCGCCGAAAACCUUGAACAUCAUUAUCAUCAAGAUGAAGAUGCUUUACUCAUUUGGCUUGAUAGUGGAAAUAAAACGGACGAAAAUAGUAGAAUCAAAUUAAAAUUGCAAACAAUUACGCAUAAUUUACAAGCAUUUUCUGAUGCAGAAACGUGUGAAGCUUACAUAAAUUCAAUUGAACUACAACCAAUAUUCUUAAUUGUUUCAAGUCAAUUAGAUGAGCAUAUCUUACCAUCCAUCCAUCCAUAA